CCGUCCCCAACGCCGCCGCCGCCGCCGCUAAUGCGGCUGCCUCGGGCCGGAAAGCCGCGUCCGUCGCGAAUUCGGUCCCCAGUGUGCCCACUAUCCGGCGGUUCCCCGGAAACAGCAGCUGCGGCCUCCCACGUUCCGCCGGCCGCGCUCUCCUGACUCGCUGCCUGUUUUCGCGCUCUCUACCCGGAAGAUUCGUCGGGUUGGCUCCGUGAGAUGGAGGAGCCUGCUAAGGCAGCGCUUACAUCGGAGGGAGUGAUCGUGUCCGCAGAGGAGAGAGAGGCGUGGAUGGAGAGGGCAAUGCUCAUGGCUAAAGAAGCCCUAGAAAAUGGAGAAGUUCCUGUUGGGUGCCUCAUGGUCUAUAACAAUGAAGUUCUGGCAAAAGGAAGGAAUGAAGUUAAUCAAACUAAAAAUGCUACACGACAUGCAGAGAUGGUUGCAAUUGAUCAGGUCUUAGAGUGGUGUCAUCAUUAUGGUAAAAGUCCUACAGAAGUAUUUGAACACACUGUAUUAUAUGUCACCGUGGAGCCAUGUAUAAUGUGUGCAGCUGCCCUUCGCCUGAUGAAAAUCCCUCUUGUUGUGUAUGGCUGCCAGAAUGAACGAUUUGGAGGUUGUGGCUCUGUUCUUGAUAUUGCCUCUGCAGACUUACCAAAUACAGGGAUGCCCUUCAAGUGCAUUCCUGGAUAUCAAGCUGAGGAAGCAGUGGAAAUGCUAAAGACCUUUUAUAAACAAGAAAAUCCAAAUGCACCAAAAUCAAAAGUCCGGAAAAAGGAAGGUCACAAAUGUUGAACUUCAUCUGAUAGAAGACCAAUAGAAGACCAAUCCUUAAUAGUUACCUCAACACAAUUCUUGGAAUGGAAGCAUUUAACAUGAUUGAAUCACAUAACAAUGGUUCAUCCAUGCAAGCCAAUCUAAUGUUUCACAAAUUCAACUCCUUGUCAAUUUACUGUCUUUCAUUUUUGGAAUGCUCUUCCUUCUUAUCUCUACCUCUCAAAAUACUUAGUUUUUUCAAGAUUCAUUUCAAGUCCCAUCCUCUGCAGGAAGUCUUUCUUGGUUCUCCCAGCUAGAAAUGCCUUAAUAUCUUAACAAAGGAUACCUUGUAUUUACUUUGUAUAUGUCUUAUUUCUAAAUAUAUAUGCACAUGUUGUACAUUAGA
This is a messenger RNA of Sarcophilus harrisii (Tasmanian devil), 1153 nucleotides long. RefSeq names its product adenosine deaminase tRNA specific 2 (gene ADAT2). The record is from RefSeq and is a predicted model, not a curated record. Gene Ontology annotation, biological process: tRNA wobble adenosine to inosine editing. The transcript has 6 exons. Gene Ontology annotation, cellular component: nucleus; cytoplasm. NCBI's taxonomy places the organism in Eukaryota, Metazoa, Chordata, Mammalia, Dasyuromorphia, Dasyuridae. Gene Ontology annotation, molecular function: zinc ion binding; tRNA-specific adenosine-34 deaminase activity.